AUGAUAAGUAAUACUAAUAAUAAAUCUGAUCAAAGCGAAACUCUUGCUCAAGUAUAUGAAGUAUUUUUAUAUAAGAAGGAUAUAAUAGCAAUUCAAGAAAAACUCGGGGAAACACUUGUUGAUUCAUAUAAGUUGUUAUUACAUUUGGUGGGAGAUUUAAUACCGAUACAGGAAAAUCUCAACAUUGAUGGCAACCCCAUUCUGGCAGUGGAAUAUAAUAAUGUGGCAAAUCAAAACAAUAGAGGUUCUUCCGAUUUAUCACUUUCGAAAUUAUUUAAUUUGCUUUUAUGGUUGGAAGAGGAUAUAAUGGCAAUUCAGGAAGAACUUGGUAUUGUCGGUUAUACUAAUCAAGAAAUGGCAGAAGAAGCCGAUAAAAAUGCGAGGGUAUACCUCCGAAAGUGA
Messenger RNA from Entrophospora candida, 402 nucleotides. The record is from the annotation of a GenBank genome assembly. Lineage: Eukaryota; Fungi; Glomeromycota; Glomeromycetes; Entrophosporales; Entrophosporaceae.